GAUAGUGGGAGUUGUUCUACACCAUACAACUGUGGGUUAUUUUUAGCCUUACAACACGACUGUAGUUUCACUUCGCCUUGCCCUUGCGCUGCAUUAGUGUCUAUUUUCUUCUUAUGAUCCUGGAAACGAAAACUUUAUUUGUUACAAAUCGACAACAAAAAAUGAAGACCUUCCUUGCUCCAAAAAAGAUGGCCGCGACAAGCGUUCGACCUCCUCGCAUAGUGGAGUAUUGUCGUCUGCAAGUGGGCGGAAGUAGUAGCAGCUCCUUUCGCGGAGUUCUUCUCGGGUCUAUGACAAGCCAAUCAAGGUGCCUGACAUCCUCCUCAACGUCUUCAUCCGCGACAGGCGGAACAACAGCAGGAACGCCAACAAUAUUCUCAACUCCAGCAUCCCCAGGAUCAACCGCAAAUAGUUCAACUCCAACUACCCCUACUUCACCAUGGUCGCCAUCAUUCUCAUUUUUUGAGGCACAACAGCUUCAUCAUGAUACUUUACCUGUAGAUCACAUAAACGCAGCAUCAAGAAUACCAACAUCUAGGACUAGAAAAAUUACGCAUCCUGGUUUGACAAGGAAGAACAAAAAGCCAGCGCCACUAGCUUUGUUACACUUGAAGACAUCUUCGACUUCGACUGGGCUGGAUGUGGAUACUGGUCUCCUGGAGAAAACUCUGUUCCAUGAAGAACCUAAUCCACCUAAUAUUGCUCGUGGCGAUGGUGACACAUCUUGUUCGACCAAAAGCACAUCAAACUCGCCAAGUGGAGGUACUGGGCCAACAUUUUCAAAGCAUUACCGAGGUGGUCGCUUACCUCAGUGUGGGAUCGGGCGAGCGAUAUCCUUAGGACGCACGCUUGACAUAGAAGCACUUGCGAAACGCUUCGUGAAGAUUAGCAAUAAAAC
Amoebophrya sp. A25 is the source of this 898-nucleotide messenger RNA. The record is from the annotation of a GenBank genome assembly. NCBI's taxonomy places the organism in Eukaryota, Dinophyceae, Syndiniales, Amoebophryaceae.